AUGUCAAGUGAGCGGUCCAGAAAUCUCCGAAGUUAUUUGGAUAAACACUUCAAAUCUACUUUUGAUCAGUAUGAUAUUCAAGUUGGUAUCCCAUCACCGGAUCUUAAACAAUACCUCGGGAAGUCUCAUUUACCAGAAUCAAAAAUUCACAAUAUUGUGGACUCAGCAGAUACAGAUGGAAACCAGCUAAUUACAUAUGAUGAGUUCCUAAAACAGGUUCUGUCCGAAGAUGAAAAAACUCUCCGAAGAUUGCGUAUUCACAAACGCAUUCUUAAUCGAGCUGUGUUAGCAGUAGCGCCAGAUUGCGGACGACAACAUCAACAAACUGUUGCAAUUGAUUCUGGCUUUGAUAUUUCCAACGCACGUAUUUCAAGUGAAGCAGAUAUUGAUAAUUAUAUACAAGCAUAUGACUGUCGCCCUCCUCCUUUAUUUAUUCCUUUGAUAACUGUUGCUGAGAUUGCAGUUUUUAUCUACUACGUUGUUACUUAUAGCAACAAACAUGACUCCUCCAAUAUUGUUACAUUUUCAUCCGGCUUUCCAGUUGAUAGCGUACUUAUUUAUAACCCAACUAAACGUCAUGAAGUAUGGAGAUUUUUAACCUAUAUGUUUAUUCAUUACGGUUAUAAGCACCUAGUUUUCAAUUGUUCAGUACAAAUUAUACUUGGUCUUCUACUUGAAUUAGUUCACAAAUUUUGGCGAGUUGGAUUAGUUUAUUUGUUAGGCGUUAUUUCAGGUUCUUUAGCUAAUUCUGUUACUGACUCGUUCUCUUUGAUGGGUGGCGCUAGUGGUGGCUGUUAUGCUCUUAUUGGCGCUCAUUUAGCUACCGUAAUAAUGAACUGGGAUAUAAUGCAGGAGGGAUGGCUAAAAGACCCUUUAAACUUUAUAUCAAGUGGUGUUGUCAGGUUACUUCUAAUCAUUGUACUUGGUGGUGGUGAUACUGCGCUUGCCAUAUACGAUAGAUACACAAAUCCAGAUGACGAUAUACGUGUUGGUUUCUCUGCUCAUUUCGGUGGUUUCUUAGCAGGAUUAAUGAAUGUCCUGCAUUUGAAUGGAAUACCAAAUGAUUGGUUAGAAUAAUAUUUUUCUUCAGAGAUUGUAUAUUUUAUAUUUUCUGUUUUCAUGUUAUUUCACUGAUUAUUUUUUGUCCGUUAUCUCAUUAUGAAGUUAUUAGAGUUAUUGUAUUUUGCAGUACUGUCAGCGGAAUAUUCUUACUACCAUAUAUCUUUGAUAUAAUGUGAUCCGAAUUUGUAAAAAAAUAGUUUAUAUUUAUUUUUUGUAUUUAUCUUUUGUAUUUUUUAUAUGUUAACAACAUCUCUGUAGGAAAUUAUCAUUCUCAUUCUUGUUUUUUUUUCUGUACAAAAUCAAUCUUGUGAUCAUUAAUUAAACACAGAUGUAUAAUCUUAUCUAAUUGACCUUUCAUAUAAAAAUUCUCGUGCUUGGAAAUUUCUUGAUGCAUAUUUUUGCAUACCUACGCCAGUUAAAAAAAAAAUAACAAUGCUAUCGUUGAACUACAUAAUUUUUUUCUUGUUUUGUUUGGAAUAUAUUACUUUUAAUUGCUUUUAUUUGCCAGUUGGUUGUAUCUUUUUUGCUGAAGAAGCUUUCAAUCUCUGUGAUUAUUUGUGUAUAUUUGUGUUGAUUUGGCUAAGAUUUUUUUUUCUUCUCAUUAAUUAAAUUGAUUUUUUUUUAAUAGGCUUUAUUUAAUUGUGCAUCAGACAAACUUUUGUUUUGUAAUUUACCGGUUUAUCAAAUUUUUUCGUUUAAGUUUAAUUUUUUUUUUAUAAAUUUGAUGAAAGUAGUGUUAACAGUAAUUUUUCUAUGAAAGUAACAUAUCAGAACAAAUGAAAAAUGAUGAAGAUUGUUUUUCAUAAAAUUUUUAUGUAAUCCAGUUUUUAAUUAGAGUAUAUUUUAAUAUUUUCAGAAGUAAUCCUAAUGAUGAAAUCUUGACAGAAAAAUACUAACAUUGUGUACG
Messenger RNA from Schistosoma turkestanicum, 1969 nucleotides. The record is from the annotation of a GenBank genome assembly. NCBI's taxonomy places the organism in Eukaryota, Metazoa, Platyhelminthes, Trematoda, Strigeidida, Schistosomatidae.